This is a messenger RNA of Sapajus apella (tufted capuchin), 2036 nucleotides long. RefSeq names its product family with sequence similarity 217 member A (gene FAM217A). NCBI's taxonomy places the organism in Eukaryota, Metazoa, Chordata, Mammalia, Primates, Cebidae. The record is from RefSeq and is a predicted model, not a curated record.
GUUUCAAACUGUCACCGCACCCUGCUCUCCUAGCCGCCCCCCGCUUCUACUUUCUAAGCAUUCUCUUGCCUCCUUAAAUGGGAAAUCAAAACUCACACUUUCUUUUUUUUAAAUGUUGACCCUUACCCAUAAAUGUACCUGUCCCACGAUCUGUAUAGGAUUUUAAGGAAACAGAGGAGGAGCUACGACAAAAUGGGGAGAAGAAAUGAGAACUGUGGCAGCAGCCUACGUGUGUCAAACGUCUCUCAGGAGAACUUAUCUCACUGGAAUUUGGAUUCAGAAGUACCUGUUCCUGAAAAUAGAAGCCUCCCAGCUGAGGAUUGUGCAACAGGUGGCAAAAUUAACAAGAACUAUUUGGAAAUUCCAGUAGACCAACUGAUGCUAGAACCUAAUUUGUCGGUGCAUACUCAAAAAAGCAUACAGAAUAGUAAGCAAGGGAUAUUUCAAUUAUGGAACUGUCCUCUUGAUGAAGGAAGUACCAUAGAGAACAGGGAAUUCAAAAAAUCUUCCGUGGAAACUGGCUUUAAUGUAACCAAUAAUCCUGUAAGGGUCUUCACUCCGAGCCACUCAUUAACAAGUGCUUCAGUUGAUAAGCAAGUUGGUCCUUACCCUGGACUGCCAGGGCCAUUAGGUGUCUGCUGGUCCUAUGCUGAUGGAGACUUUUUUAAGAACAGAAAUGAGAUUCAUAUUAGUUCAUGUUCAACUAUAGGAAACAACGAUGGCGAAAUUUUACCUGCUCCAAAUUGGAAUUUGAAACAUGAAAACAGCAGUGUGGAAGAAAAUUUAACAGAUGAAAGUGAUUUAUCAGAAAAUGAGAAAGCAAAUGAUACUUUACUCAGCUAUUUUAAAAAGAUGGACCUGAACUUGAAACCAGAAACAAUAGAAAAUGUUGAAGAGUCUUUCACCGAGGAGCCAAACGAAGUAUUUCCAUAUCCUGACUUUCUCCCUCCUCCUUUCAGCACUCUAGACUUGCACAAUUUAGCCCUCUCAAAAUCUGACAGUUGGAAAGCGACAGUGGAACCUGCAGAAAGCUCUCUUGAACACUUGAUAACUCGUUUACUGGAACUGGAAAGAUUACAACAUACGACUAUUCAAAAAGAGAGGCCCAGACUCCAAACAACUCUCUGUACUCCAGCAGUUACCGAACGACCCUUUUCCUCCAAAGUUACACCAAAAGUGAGACAGCCAAAACCCUGUGACUCUUUGAGUCUUCAGAUGCCUUGUGUAGAUAAAAGUCAAGAAAAAAGAAAAAACAAUUCUGGUUCUUGCAAGCUUGAGCAGAAUUCUUUAAAAUGGAAUUGGAGCAAUGCUGGCAAACAUAGAUGGCACUCAUCUCUAAAAAGUUCUUCCACCACAAAACAAUUGAUUGCAACUUAUGAUGAUAAGAAUCCCAAAAGUUCUGUUUUAAAUCCAUGCCAAGAACUCUCAUCCAAGCCUACUGCUGGCCAGACAACUCAAUCACUGGUUAAAAUGGUCUCCACAAGAUGUCUGCCAUCGAGGUCUCCAAUGCCAGUUUCACCUAUACUUCUGUCUUUUCCCGAAAAUCAGAAGGAAAUUAAGGCACCAAAGAGAAACUUUGGAACCAAAAAGAAACUUUACCGACAAAAUAUAGUGUUGAAUAGACCAUUCUAUAUUCAGAAGCUAAACUGUUUGUCGCCUUCCUUUAUUGCUAAGGAUAAGCGCUCACCCACUUACCAAAAAUAACUCUUUUCUUUCAUACAUUGCAAUGUGAACGGAUCUAUUCGAAGAAGCCCAACUAAGAUAUGGUUAAUUAUUCCAAGACACAGGUAUUAUUUAAAAAAAAAUCAAACCAAACAGUUGCUUGAUGUGAUAUGGAGUGUAACUUGUGAAAAGCACUGCUGGGAUGUCUAUAUAUAAACCCACAGGCUUCUAUACUGAUAUAUUUGACAAUCUUCUGCAAUUUGUGUUUCAAAGAAAUGGUUCGUUUAGUAGACUAUUCUAUUCAAAAGGCUAUUGUUUUUUUCAGUGAUCGUUUUCCAGUAUAAUUCCAUCAAUAAAUGGUAUAAUUGACUUAU